Messenger RNA from Eupeodes corollae, 1377 nucleotides. It is a transcript of the gene mRpL37, whose product is annotated as 39S ribosomal protein L37, mitochondrial. Gene Ontology annotation, cellular component: ribosome; mitochondrion. The transcript has 5 exons. The record is from RefSeq and is a predicted model, not a curated record. NCBI's taxonomy places the organism in Eukaryota, Metazoa, Arthropoda, Insecta, Diptera, Syrphidae. Gene Ontology annotation, biological process: translation. Bases 83 to 1318 code for a protein of 411 amino acids. Gene Ontology annotation, molecular function: structural constituent of ribosome.
CCGCUUAUGUCAAAUCUGCUUUGGGUGUUGAAUAACCUAUGUUUUUAUUAAAAUUUUAAUUCUUCAUUAUUCUUAAAUAAAAAUGCGUUUUACGAACAAAUUAUGUGCCCAGCAUUUGGGAUGGAUGUUCAAAAAGCAUUGGUUAAUUCAAGGCAAACGUGUAGCUCGCGACACUGGGGCAGCAGCAGAACUUGAAAAGCUGGGAAUCGCAGUUUGUGACCCGAAGGAUGUUCUCAAAGAACAACGACCGAAAACAGAACAUAAAAUGUUAGUUUUUGAAGACCAACGAGUCACCGAAAUUCCUCAAGAUGCAACCCAUCCCGAUUGGCAUUCAAAACCGUGUCACAUCUUUGGCGACUCGAAUGUCCUACUGGAGGGUGUUGCACAAGCACAAGUUCUAACCAAGUCAAUUGAAAUCGAAGGAUUUCCAAAAAACAUCGAGGAAACUAUCAAUAAAAUGCAAUUGAAUAGCAAUGUUGAUAAGAAUGUCCAGAACUCUAUAAUGCUGUCGCACGUCUUCGAUGCGGAGCAGGUGAAAUUACCUAAAAUUAAGAUUCCCGAAAGGCCUGCUUUUAAUUUGCCAAGAGAAUACGGAAUUUCAUAUAGCAGAAGGAGACGUCUUCUAAUUAAUAAACUAAUUUUUGAGUGCGAGAAGCUUUCGGGCAACUCUGUGACUUCUCGGAGGCAAAUCUUCGACAAUGCAAACUUCAAUGUAAACCUCUUGAAAGAUGAUGACUUGCUGCAGUUUGAACUCUGUGCUGAAACUCUCAUGACAGCGACAAAGCCAAUUGAAGCGGUCAAAGGAAAGUAUGAAGGUGAAAUCCCCGACUUGUAUCCCAUCAAACACACCAUCACAAUCCCCAAGAGAAACAUUUAUGCACCCAAAAAUAGCUACCCACUCCGAAGCGCCCUAUCGUGUAGCCAUCCUCACACAAUUUUCAUUCACUUCGAUAAGGAAAAUGUUAAGAACUUACAUGGAACUCCAGUGUCAACGACUCAGUUCCAAUCGAGGAACCUAAUGAAAGCAUUUACUGUUGCGUCUGCUAGAGCUAAGCAGCUCUAUGGGGAUUCUGUGGAGCAACUUCCAAAGCCUAUUGUUGUCCAAAGUAUCCAAACCGAUGGAAAAACUUUCCAUUUCGGGGUGUUCCAGCUAAACACUUUGCAAUUGAAUGGAUCCGAUGGCACAAAGAACUAUUGGUUCCAUUUACCAAAUGUUGACCUGUUUUCCGAAUGCACAUACAAAGUGGGUCGGCCGAUUCUUGAGGGAUACAAUAAGGACUGCUUCCGUUAUUUGAAAGCUUUUUAUAGUAAUUGUUAAAGGAAUUCUAAUAAAUCUGUCAAACGUUGUUUAUUUAAAUUAAAUAAGUUUAUAAAUAA